Molecule: messenger RNA, 939 nt
Organism: Lathyrus sativus (Indian pea)
Lineage: Eukaryota; Viridiplantae; Streptophyta; Magnoliopsida; Fabales; Fabaceae
Source: the annotation of a GenBank genome assembly
AUGAAGAUUUCCUACAACUCAAUCCCAUUUCGCUUCUUCAUCAUCUUCACUGCUUUCUUAUGUAUAUACUUUGCUAUUCAAAAGAAAAAAACUAAUAAAAAUGAAGAUAUCUUAAGUAUAUCUUCAAGGUUUGAGGUCCCAACCAGUAAGUACACCUCCAUAUUGGGUCCUCAAUUUGAUAAGCUACCUAAUCAAGAUGAUAUUUUAGAAUUAUUUCAUGUAUGGAAGAAAGAACAUGGACGAGUCUACCGUGAUCAAGAAGAGACGGAAAAGAAAUUUGAAAUUUUUGUUUCAAAUUUGAAGUAUAUCGUAGAGACUAAUGCUAAGAGAGACUCACCAUAUAGUUCUCUUCUUGGUCCGACCACCUUUGCGGAUUUGAGCUUCACGGAGUUCAAGGAAAAAUACUCACGCAAUAUUGACAUGUCCGAGAUCAGUGAAGCUAUGAAUAUUGUGAAGGAUGAUGUUGGUGAUUCAUCAUGCAGUAAUCCACCUCCAUCAUGGGAUUGGAGGUCAGAAAAAGCUGUUACUUCUGUUAAGGAUCAAGGCCCUUGUUGUGGUAGUUGCGCGUCAUUCUCAACUGCUGGUGCCAUUGAAGGAAUAGUUGCAAUAGUGACAGGAGAGCUUCUCGAUCUUUCAGCACAAGAGCUUGUGGAUUGUGUAGGUAAUGGUUGCAAAGGGGUAUUUGUAUACGAAGCGUUCCAAUGGAUUAUGAGUAAAAAUAAAAAAGGGCUUGCAUUGGAGAGUAAAUACCCUUAUACAGGAGUGGCGGCGCCUUGCAAAGCCUCAAAGAUUCCAAACAGUAAAUCUAGUCUGAUUGAUUCAUUUUAUCAUGUGGACAAAUCCGAGAACGCACUAUUGUGUGCAGUUGUUAAGCAGCCAAUUAGUGUGUGUAUUAAUGCAUCAACAGCAGAAUUUCAAAUUACAAUGGAAUAUAUGUAG